AUGAGCGACUUCCGGGGGCAGUGGGCGCCAGGAAAAGACGGCCAGAUUAUGGCCACCCCGGUAGAGAACGCCUCAGAGCGGCUGCGCAUGGUCAUCACUGACAGCGAUACGCUGCAGAGCCAGAUUCGUCAGCACCUCUUUGUCAUCCAGGGUCGUCACAUGGCGUCAUCAGCCGAGCGGCCAGAUGGCAAGAGCCGGCCCGCGAGCAUGGACGGCCCCCGGAGGAGCUACAGCGGCGAGCUGCAGGCGCGGCGUGCCAGUCAUGACGCAGGUUUGUACGUGUGCAACCCGGCUGUCAUAAAAGCCCGCAGCAGCACGAUGCCCGCAUGCAUGCGCUCGGCGCUGAAGCUGCCGCCGCUCUCGGCUGCGGCGCUGGCGAAGGCGGGGGCCGCUGACUCACCGGCUGACUCAUCGGCUGACUCAUCGCGCCACAUCGGCGGCGCUGUGAAUGCCACAAUGGUGCCGCGGAGCAUGAUCGAGGACAUGAUGACACCACUGGGAUCCCUGGAACGGUCCAUCAGCGAGUAUCUCAAAGAAGGGUGA
Coccomyxa subellipsoidea C-169 is the source of this 543-nucleotide messenger RNA. RefSeq lists its product as hypothetical. The coding region runs from base 1 to 543 and encodes 180 amino acids. Lineage: Eukaryota; Viridiplantae; Chlorophyta; Trebouxiophyceae; Coccomyxaceae. The record is from RefSeq and is a predicted model, not a curated record. The transcript is spliced from 4 exons.